Messenger RNA from Erythranthe guttata (spotted monkey flower), 2893 nucleotides. The record is from RefSeq and is a predicted model, not a curated record. Lineage: Eukaryota; Viridiplantae; Streptophyta; Magnoliopsida; Lamiales; Phrymaceae.
GUUAAUUAAUCGUCAGUGAAACAAAAAAUGGAGGAGAUUGGGGGAAGAAGAAGAUCGGGAAAUCAAACAUCCAAACCCUUCAAUUCCGUCCGUUGACGUUGGUCAACACCGACAAGGUGGGAAAUAAUUUUGUGGUAUUAUAAGACCAUCAAUAGCUGAGUUCUUCUCUUGUGAAUGAAGGACAGAAACCUGAAAUUUACCAGUUGACUUUCGCAUUAUUAUUUAUGACGUCAACUAGCAACUCAAAAGGCAUUGUAGAGGAUGAUGACGAAGAAGAGGAGUUUCAGCAUUUUGAUGACUUUACUGUUGCCUCUUCAUGGGAAAGGUUCAUUUCUGAAAUAGAGGCUGUCUGUCGACAGUGGUUGGCUGAUGGUACAAAGAAUCUAUUGGUAUGUUCGGUUCCGAUGCGUAACUGUUUAAGUACGCUGAAAAGUGCAAGUGGUGUGGUUCUUGAUGCACCAGAGGCAAGCAAACUUUUGAGUGCAGUUGCCAUUGCUUUGUCCAACUGUUCAUGCCUGUGGCCUGCAUUUGUUCCAGUUCAUGACCCCUCCCGUAAAGCAUAUAUUGGGAUUCAAAAUAUGGGAACAGUUUUUACUAGAAGAUUUGAAGCUGAUCGCAUUGGUAGCCAGGUCCCAAUAAAACUUAUGCAUUUGGAAGGGUUAUACGAGCUCUUUGUUUCUAAGUUUGCCUAUACUACGGUGGACUGGUCAAUGCAUCAUUUCGAAGUCCAUUUUAAGAUGAAGUUAACCUACAGAACCCCUGUCUAUGAUGAUGAGGAUGAAAUUCAAGAACCCGAUGCUGACAUCACAGGAUCCAGCGAAAAUCUUGAAAGUGGGACUCACGGAAAAUCGCAAUGGGAUGAUGAUUCUCCUUGGAGUAAGUGGUACUCUGCCGAGGACCCAAUCAAAGGAUUUGAGUUGCUUGCUAUAUGGUCUGAGAUACAGCCGAAAGUUCUUCUGGAUAUGGCUGAUUUGGAAAACGCUCACACUGGAAGCGAAAAGUGGUUAUUAAUAUCAUGCUUUCUCAAUCUCGUUGGUAUUUGUGAUGGAAGCACUAUCGGAUUUGCAUCCCAGCUCCGCCUUUUGAUUAAGGCAUUUGAAAUGUCGUCGGAGGCUAAAUUUAUUGAAGAUUUUGUAUCAGGUUCUGAAAAUUUGAACUCUUCAGCAGUUGUACCUCCACCAACCGUUCUUGAUCGUGUGCUGAAAGAUCUUUUUCAUGAAGUUACGGAAGCACAAGCUGAUUUCUCUCAGGUCGAGCAUGAAAGUUCUCGAUCUAUUAAAGGCGCUCAACCGGAAUCACUCUUUGCACAGUUCUGUUUACAUGCUCUUUGGUUUGGCAAUUGCAGUAUGCGGGCUAUUGCCGUGCUCUGGAUAGAGUUUGUGCGGGAGGUUCGAUGGUGUUGGGAAGAAUCGCAGUCAUUACCAAGAAUGCCAGCAAAUGGCACUAUCGACCUAUCCACCUGUUUGAUUAAUCAGAAACUACACAUGCUUGCUGUGUGCAUUGAUAAAAAGCGUCGAGAGGCCGAGGGGCAAAAUAUUGGCACUAGUGAUUCUGAAAAUCUUCAGACUCCGAUGAACUUCUCGGCUUCUCAUGAAGUUAGUAAAGGUUUUGGCAGGAAAAAUGAAAGGAAUGAUUCAGCUGGUGUAGCAGAGUCAAUGAUGCUAUUGAAAUCAUGCAAGACAAUGCAUUUUCCAAUGACCCAGGACCCACCUCCCAUGACAGAAGACAUGCAUGAAGAACGACUUAAAGCUGCUGAAGCCUUGGGUGAUUCAUUUAGCUUCUCUGCUCAACUUGAAAAGGAUAUUCUAGCAUCUGACAUGUCUGCGUUCAAGGCAGCUAAUCAAGAUGCGGUGUUUGAAGAUUUUAUCCGAUGGCAUUCACCAAGGGAUUGGGAAAACGACGACAGCCAUGAAAUUGGAGUGUCUCAAACCAAUCCAAUGGAAGAAGUGUCGGAAGUGAAGUGGCCUCCUCGUGGAAGACUUUCUGAGAGAAUGUCUGGUAAUGGUAACUCAUGGAGAAAGAUUUGGAACGAAGCUCCGCCUUUACCCGUUUCUGAACAAAAACCACUCCUCGAUCCAAAUAGAGAAGGCGAAAAGGUUCUUCAUUAUCUGGAAACUCUGAAACCGCAACAACUACUGGAACAAAUGGUUUGUACUGCCUUCAGAGCAGCGGCCGACACUCUUAAUCAGACUCCAGUUGGUCAACUAAAGCAGAUAACCACAAAAACGAGACAAUUAUAUGCCACUAUGGCAUCUAUGUUAAAGUAUUUGCAAUCGCAUAAUAUGACGAGCGAUAGUGAUGUCAUUGAUGACCUCAGACGACUAUGCACUACUUUUGAACACAUUGAGAAGCUGAUUCUACUAGCGGCAUCUCUUCACCGCAAAUUCUUGCAAUCGCCACAUCUCGGACAAGCAAUUUUCAGUGAUUGCUAUGACUACUACCUCCCAAAUAUGGGAACAGGCUCUGGGCUUGGCGAUAAUAAUACCAAGAAAGAAUUUGACAAAAAGCAAAGGGUAAGUUCGCGCGACAGAAACGUGAUUGUAGGCAUGUUCACUCCACCAACCGCGAACCAGUCAUGGAGGAAAGUUUUGAGCAUGGGGAAUCUUCUUAACGGGCACGAACCAAUCUUAAGGGAGAUUGUGUUUUCUAAAAACGACCGUGUUAGUGAAAGCUACUACGCUUCUACUAAUCCUAAGCUUAGUCGACAAGAUGUAGAAACAUAUAGAAUGUAUGUGUGUGGAACUUCAAAUGAUCUUAGGGUAGCUCUCGCCGUUACCUCGUUUGAUUAAUUCAAUUGCACUCUUUUUCUCUCUCUCUUUUUUUUUUUUUUUUUUUUUUUUAAUACUAAAUUCUUUUAAGUGUCCAUAUCUUUGUAUGAAUGAACAUUGUGUCU